AUGCUCUUGCCUUCUGGCGCUAAGCUUGCUAAGAAGUUCAACUUGGUGUUAGUUUCCCAGACGAAAGCUUUAACACUGAAAAUCGUCGGUACAGUUCAUUUUUUGAAAUUUGUUGUGAGUGUGGAUCACAAACAAAGGAUUAAUGUGGAGCAGCAUUGUCAAGCAAGAGAUGCUGUGAACAUCAUCCCAUGUGAAGGAGCUGAUCGGGUGGAGCGGCACGAGCUCCUAGGGAUAAUGGAGGUCACGGUUUGUUACCGGUUGAGUACCCUGGUGAAUUCUACUAUUAAAACUCUUCUCGGGAACUAUUCGGACAAGUAUAGGUUGGAAGAAAGAGAUGGAGCCUUGUAUCUUGGUUGGAUGAAACGAGAUUUGGUCGCCUCAUGUGCAUGGAAAUGA
Messenger RNA from Eruca vesicaria subsp. sativa (arugula), 396 nucleotides. The record is from the annotation of a GenBank genome assembly. Lineage: Eukaryota; Viridiplantae; Streptophyta; Magnoliopsida; Brassicales; Brassicaceae.